Vespa mandarinia (Asian giant hornet) is the source of this 2127-nucleotide messenger RNA. RefSeq names its product PI4KA lipid kinase complex subunit hyccin (gene Hyccin). Gene Ontology annotation, biological process: phosphatidylinositol phosphate biosynthetic process; protein localization to plasma membrane. Gene Ontology annotation, cellular component: plasma membrane. The record is from RefSeq and is a predicted model, not a curated record. Lineage: Eukaryota; Metazoa; Arthropoda; Insecta; Hymenoptera; Vespidae.
GGGACAAGAAAUAAAAAUGAAUAAAAAUGAGAGAGCUCGUGGAAAAGAAAACAUUCGAAGGAGUUGGCGCUGAUGUUAUAGUUUGACAAUAGUGGGCAGUACAGUAGGAUUUAAGACUAGACAGGAUGUGGACGAGUUACGUGUGUUCAGAAAUUGUUUAGACACGGUUUUAACUUUUUUGAGUUAACUAUCGAUAAGGUUCAAGCAGAAAAUGACAGAGAGCUUGAUAAAUGAAUGGUUGGCAGAUUGUGGAGAAAUAUCACCUUCUAAACUUCAUACUUUUGCUACUACAUUAUCGCAAGACAAUGAAAUAGUUAGAGCACUUUAUGUACUGCUCGAAGAGCGCAGCAAAUAUAGCCAGCUUGUAGAUACAGUUUGUAAUCAACUAUUUGAUUUCUAUCGUUCUCAAGAGAUAGAACUCAGAAGAUUUACUUUGCAAUUUUUACCUACACUAAUAUUUAUUUAUCUAAAUUCUGCUGCCCAUGGUGAUAUUAAGAAUUGCCGCACAGUUGAAACUCUUCUAAUUGGGUUAUAUAAUCUUGAGGUAGUGGAUAAAUCUGGACAGCAAAAGGCAGUUUCUUUUCGAUUACCAUCUCUUGCUAUGUUAUCCAUAUAUCACGAGCCAGCAAGCUUGACACCGGCUUCCUUAACCGAAAGUGCAGUGCGCCGUUUCGAAGAAUGCAAUACAAAACUUGUUAGUUGGGGUCCUUUACGUCAAGUAGAAACUCUGAAUGCUCAAAAUAGAUUAAAAGUGAUGACUGCACUACUUUUUAUUUAUAACCAACAACUGGGUUAUAUAAAUAAGUUUGCUUUGGAGCAAUUGUGCAAAGUUGCAACAAAGCUUGUCACUCAAGGUUUCACAAAACCAGGACAUCAUCAACGAUCUUCGUAUGGCAGCGAAUCUAGCUUUGUUCCAAGACUUUUGCCUCGCAUACCUGUUUCGACUCAAUUUCUUCUUGAGUUUCUACAUGCAGUAUAUUUUGCAAUGUAUAAUGAUUGCUGGUAUGUAGCGAAUCAAGCUGUGGAGGAUAUACAUAACAGAGCAUGUUAUGAAAUGUACCCUGAUGUAAUGUUGGUUACAAAUGCCAUACGAAAUUCUGCUAAUUCUGGACCAUCCGGUCAAUCAAGUGAUGGAUCUAUUGGUAUUUGCGUUGCAUUGACCUCUGUAACUGCAACUCCAACAAUAUCGAAAUCUAUGAUUACAAAUGCCUCUUUCCGCACGAAAAAAUUACCAGAUGACAUACCGAUUCAAGUUGUAAAGGAAGAUUCCAGUGGAGAAGGCAAAGGUAAUUUGGUCUCGAUCACAGAAGAGCAAGAAUCAAUGGAACCAAAUCGUGCUGGCUCAAUGCGACAAGCAAAGGAUCAAAAAGCUUCAUCAAAAAUGACUAAUUUUCCAGUACUUGGAAAAAAACCUAAAGAAAGGGAUGGAAAAACAACAAAGAACCUUCAUAAUGCAAUAUCCGAUAAGGAAAAGAGACUCGGAUCACAAAAUACAUCAAAAGAGAAUAUCAAAGGAAGUAGUUCAAUGUUAAAUAGUGAACAAUCAGAAGUUGAUAUAAAUAUUAAUGGCUGUAUGAAUAGAAAGAAGAAUAAUAGUGUGGAAAAUAAUUCAUUUGGAACUGAAAGUGUUACUUUAAUGGAUGGAGAACGACUUGGAUUAAGUGGAGAUACUGGAGACAACAACGUUAAUAUAGAAGCUUCUAUCAACUUAAGGGCGCAUAACGAAUCAGAAUCACUGACUUCUUCAAUUCAGGUUAGCUCUGUUUAAACAAGUUAAAAACAAUUUAGAACAAAAACAGUCAACAGAGAGAGUAGUGGGCUAAAUUGGACAUUUUCAACUGUCCUUAUAUAUUGAAAUACCACUUUAUUAAUUUGUGUGUGCUACUAUAAACAAUUUCUUUAUUAGUAUUAAUACAACAAUUAAUUAAAUAUCUGUGAGAAUAUAAGUGAAAGAUUUCAAUAAAUACAGUACUACAAAUUGUAAAAUGCACAAGUUCAAAUGGAUUUCUUGUUAGAAAGAAACAGCCCACUACUAAUUGAUCUCUACAAUUAGUUUAAAAAUGGCGAAGGGAACAAUGAAUUAAUGGUUUUCUUUUUUCUUUUUUUUUUUUUUUUUUUUUUAUUAUU